UCAGCCGUUGGUGCUCCGGGCAUCUUCACGUUGACGUUGAAGAUGGCGCUCUUCUUCGAGCAAGCUGUCAAAGUGGCUCUGCGAAAUUAUCCCAAGUCUACGCUCAAGCCACUGCAUUAUGGAACGGCAGGAAUCAGAGACAAAGGCGAAAUCUUGGGCUCAUGCAUGUUCCGUAUGGGCAUCUUGGCUGCCUUGCGGUCGAAAUACAAGAAAGCCACAGUUGGGGUCAUGAUAACCGCAUCGCACAAUCCAGAGGACGACAAUGGCAUCAAGCUCAUUGACCCUAUGGGUGAAAUGAUGGAGACGGACUGGGAAAUUUUGGCUACAGAACUGGCCAACACUGCGGAUGGCUCGUUGAGGUCGGUCCUCGAUCGGAUAGUGGCUGCCACUGACACGGAACUGUCUGAGCCAUCUACAGUGCUCCUUGCGCACGACACCCGGUCCAGCAGUCCGCACCUGGCACAAGCUGUUGCCGAUGGGGUCAAGUCCGUCGAUGGCACUGUCAAGAACUUGGGCUGCCUUACAACACCACAGCUCCAUUACAUUGUCCGGUGUACCAAUGACCCGCAUUACGGAGAACCAACUGAAGAUGGCUACUUCAAAAAACUCACGAAGGCAUUUACCCAGAUUCGAGCUAACGGGUCUGCAGUGCGGAACUAUGUCCCCUUCAUUCGCUUGGAUGGGGCGAAUGGUGUCGGAGCCGUGAAGAUCAAGACUUUGCUUCCUCAUCUGGGAGGCCUGCUGAAAAUAGAGACCUUCAACGAUGGAACACAGGGGAGGUUAAAUCACAUGUGUGGUGCUGACUUCGUCAAGGUUUACCAGAAAGCACCAGAAGGUAUUCCACUCGAUGUCGGUGUCAGGUGCGUUUCCUUUGAUGGUGACGCCGACAGAGUGAUUUAUUUUUACCAUGACGAGAACCAAGGGUUUCACCUCUUGGAUGGAGACAAGAUCGCCACUUUGGUGGCAAGCUAUUUAAAGGAACUUAUUGAUGCUGCCAAGAUAUCCCUAGACAUGGCCAUUGUUCAGACAGCCUAUGCCAAUGGCAACUCUACAAGCUACAUCACUAACGUGCUGAAAGUGCCCGUCAAGUGUGUCCCAACUGGUGUGAAGCACCUGCAUCGUGAGGCCCAAAAGGCAGACAUUGGCAUCUACUUUGAAGCUAAUGGCCAUGGAACUGUACUCUUCAGCGGUAAAGCGCAGGGCGUCAUACAAGCUGUUGCUAACGACGACAGCCAGUAUCCAGAACAACAGCAGGCGGCGAGGAAGCUACUCCACACGAUGGACUUGAUUAAUCAGACUGUGGGUGACGCCAUCUCGGAUAUGCUGCUCGUUGAGACCGUUCUCCAUGCAAAGGGCAUCUGUGGCCCAGAGUGGAACUCUUUCUACACUGAGCUCCCAAAUCGGCAGCUUAAAGUUCACGUUGCCAACAGGAACAUCAUCACAACCGCCGACGCCGAACGUCGGUGCGUUUCCCCGAGCGACCUACAACCGGCCAUCGAUCAAAUUGUCCAGGGAUACCAGGACGGUAGGGCCUUUGUGAGGCCAUCUGGGACGGAGGACAUCGUUCGAGUGUAUGCGGAGGCCAGCACGCAGGACGCCGCCAACAAGUUGGCAUACGAGGUUGGGGUGAAGGUGUAUGAACUGGCGGGCGGUGUGGGCGACAAGCCGAAAGUGCCUGCCUGAGGACCCUUGGCCGGACAAGCGUCCAGCGCACAAGGCAACGAGUGGCGUUGUAGUCUCAGCACCCGGACUUGGCCACUGGACAGUCACUUGCCACAGGAGUUGGUCUUGCUUUUGGGCCGCCCCUAUUUUCCAACGAGUGUACGUUCCUCUUGACCGCUGUUUCCCCCAGCUAGGGGAGAGUUGUACAGCUUUCCUGGGGCCUCAGCAGUGGUCAACUGUUCCUAAGCCUAGUUUAGUAGUCUUGGCUGUCAAGCCUUUCAGGAGGUCCUCUUUCCCCUCUGUCCCUUUCCCAACGAGAUUUGGUACCCUGCUAGUUUGGUAGCAUACAGCAAUUCAGCAUUAGUCCCUAAGGGACCAUAAUCUUGUCUUUCCAGCAGCAGUGUGUCACGAGGGUCACAGAAUUAAUCAUUGUUCACGCUUCAGAAAUCUUUUCCUGCGGGGCUCUCGGGACUCUUCUUGAUAUUUAAUGUUUUAUAAACUUUUCACUGUUGGCUUCUGUGAUAAUCUGUUGUUGUUCUGGAUGUCUCGGCACUGUUGUUGCGGUUGAUCGUGGGGCACCGGUGUGUCAUAAUGUUUAAGCCACAAUAUUCCCAUAAGUCUCAAUCUUUGGUAGACUCUAGCGACUAUUAUAGUAUUAGCCGGAAGAGUUGCAUCACGCGGUUAUUGCAGCUUUCCGGAGCAGUGUGGGUGAGGCGAUAAAGCCAUUUUAUUUUUGCAGGAUGACAAUGAAUUUGUAAAAGCUAAGCCACUGGUACUAAUACUGUAAAAUACCGUUGCCCUUCUUUCUGGCUGUCUCUCGGAUUUUGAGGGCACAGAUGCCAUCUGAAUCUUUGGCAGCCGUGGGUGGAAAUGACACUCCCAACAAGGCACAGUUGUGUUUCUGCUCCACCACUCUUUGUAGGUGCUCCAACCAAUCCACCGUAUCCACUACCAGCUAUGUGGUCUCUCUGACGAGACCAUGCAGCAUAUGGCCAAUUUUGUAAGUGAAGUUUUUCAAUUCUGCCAUUGGUACGAGCUCUGCUGUGAUCAUGCUGACAUGCAGCGGAGAGUAUGUGCCGGAGAGAUAGUGUCGGAAGUUGCCAAGCCUGGGGUCUCCUGCGUUCCUACGCUUGCAAUCUGACCCGUUCGCUCGGGCGGAAUGCCCGCGCAGCCGUUUCGCAGACGGCCAUCACCGAGCAAGUGCCCUCACUCUUAUUUGGCCGUUUUCUUUAUGUCCCAGAAUCUGACCCUUGGCAAAACUGUGUGCUAAGUGGAGAUGUGGUAAGACAUUAAGUCUGGAAGGCCAAUCUUCUCUGGUUGCUAGUGACUCGAGGUUUCUGUAUGCUUUAUCGAGAGACUGUAUCUGUCCUUUCUAGAGGCUGGCGGUGCGAGAAAAGCUUCUCUGCAAUAGGAGCAAUAGAAGGUGCCGUGCAAGCUACCAAUUGUGCUGCGACCUAAUGUCGUACCUUGCUCGGUAGAUUUUUAAUGCUCUAAGCCAGGCAAGUUUUGGAUAGCCCGUAUGAGCGGGUGUUUUUACUGGGUGUGGUGCAAGGCUCCUCGAGCAAUAUUUUUUAAGUGGUAUUCCAGGCAGGAAGAAAAAGCUGCAAAGGAAUUGAAUGUGAUCUUACAAAGUCCCCUUGUGAUAGGUAACCCUGCUUUUUGUAUGCUUUUUUGUGUGAUUAUGGAUCGGUAUGGGACAUUUUGAUGACCACUUAACAGUAAUAUUUACUAUAACAAUGUUUUCUCAAGUCACAAAAAAAAAAAAAAGACAAACUUUUGGGCACGGCAGCUGUAGGGCAGUGUCUGCAUUUGUUUAUGUAAUGGUAUUGAGAUGGUUUUUAUUUAUUUUAUAGGUAGAGUAUUUUGCUUCGAAAGUGAGCUUGUUUUUGGAAGGAGUAUGAUUUACAUUGUUUAGGUAGUGUGGCUUCUUUGGUCUAUUAAUAAAUACUGUUUUAUUUUAA
Ixodes scapularis (black-legged tick) is the source of this 3623-nucleotide messenger RNA. It is a transcript of the gene nst, whose product is annotated as phosphoacetylglucosamine mutase. NCBI's taxonomy places the organism in Eukaryota, Metazoa, Arthropoda, Arachnida, Ixodida, Ixodidae. Gene Ontology annotation, molecular function: phosphoacetylglucosamine mutase activity; magnesium ion binding. The record is from RefSeq and is a predicted model, not a curated record. Bases 43 to 1683 code for a protein of 546 amino acids. The transcript has 17 exons. Gene Ontology annotation, biological process: carbohydrate metabolic process; UDP-N-acetylglucosamine biosynthetic process.